UAAGAGGGUUUGGGAAGGCCUUUGAACUGCUGAGCAUCAAUCGCAGAUUUCUCUCCCCUCUAUUUCCUCAUCUGCGGACCUCAGUGUAUUCGACUACCUCAGCCAACCCGCACGCUGGACGCAAUAAUGAUACCCGACACUUAAAGCCGAAAGUGUUGCGGUGUGCGCAACAUAUAGUGUUUUGCUCUCCCUCUCUCUCUCUGUGCUGCUUGUUUCUUUGUCUCCUUAUCUAUUUGCAUGCCAACCCUUAUCAAGCUGGGCUGUCCUUUCUUCAGCCUGCAUCCUAAUUAUGCGUCUCAAAGAGAGACCGGCCGGCCCCCUACAUCUGACAAGCGUCUGAGGAAAAAGCUGCAUGUCUGAUGACUAAAUCCUGUUUUCUCGAAAAAGCGCCCAUCACUCACCUCACGUAUGUUAGGGGACCCGAGACCAACAUGCUCAGAGAAGGAUACGAGGACGUUGUUUUAAGGUCACUUGGAGAUGCAUGACAACCUGGCCAUCAAAUUGACCCAUUAAGCAGGGUUGCCAGGUUUUUCACAACAAAACCUGCCCAAUUGCCAUUAAAAUACAUGUUUUUUUUUUUGUUUGUUUGUUUGUUUGUUUUGUUUGUUUUUGUUUUUGGUAAAUUUGCAUUCUGGAGGAUAAAUAUCAAGAUAAAAAUCAACCCGCCGACAUGAAAAACAACCAGCAGCAACAAUGUUAAUGUAGCCCAAUUCUGAGGGAAAUCCGCGGACUUGGCGACACUGGUAAUACGAUGGGAUAUGUGAGCAGCUCACAUCAUUAUAUACGAUUAUUAUUUCCAUCUUUAUUAAGUGAUUACGAUUUAUCGUUUUCAUUUUAUAUUAUUAAAAUGGCCAAACUUUAGUUGCAGAUAAAGCUCACGCAAAACAACUUACUGCGUGGACAAUUCACCUUGAUCAGCUUCAUAUAAACGCCAUGAGUACAAUGUUGCCAGAUCAGAACUAUGAUUUCAGUAUUUCUCCACUUUCUGAGUCACCUUUACUGAGGAUCAAACCGGCAGAAUUUGUGUUAGCAACCUAGAUCCUUUACCAUUAAGCCAUUACCACCUCCUAAGUACAUGUACUUUUUUUUAAACGAGUACCAUGGACGUCAAUUUAAAAUUAAUUUAAGAAUUUGAUUUUGGCGUAGCCUAAUCAGUCGAGGUUCCGCCCAAAUUGUAUUAUCUAAACGUAUUUUUAAACAAACACUAAUGUUUUCAUUCAUAUCUAAAUCUUACUUAAUGUUUUCAGUGAUGUAUAAAUCUAAAAGUGAUAAAUAAUCACAGCGCUUCUCACCCUUUACGCACACAUCGUCCGAAUGUGACCGCAAUGGAAUCGCUGGAGCAGCUGACUGUUGCUAUGGUUACACUCUCAGGCGAACACAACUUUUAUUUGUUAGCGUUUGUUCGCUAAACCUGUAGUUAUAAAAAAAAUGUGUUUGAGCUAAGACGCCUCAGCCUUUUGUUUCGAUUUUCAAGCCAUACGCAAGUGGAGAGUCUGCUUUCCCCACACCCGCCUCAAUUCGCAAGCGCGUACUGUGCACUUUUCUUAAUAUACCCAUUCAUAUAAACACUUGGACUGUCACAUGAAGGCGGGGCUCGCUGUAACUCCAUAGUGACGUGAUGAGGCUUGUCUUGGUCAAACCUACCAAUGAAACGGGCCUUCUUGACUCCACCGGGGCUGCGCGCAGCGAAAGGGUGCCGGAUCAUUGCAACGCAAAGCGGCACUCCGCCGCAGGUGAGGCGGGGAUGCAGCAUCGCUACUCGGGAGCCGUCCAUCAGCACCACCACCAUCACCACCACCACCAACAACACGCGGAGCACAGGGGUGGCAGUAGACAGACCGCACACCCCUUGCCAAAACAGAGCCAAGAGAACCUGCCCAGCCCUUUCAGUCAGGAAGCACCAGUCAAAAGCCAAGGGAGCAACCCAAGUCUCGCAGACUGUUCCAAACCCUCCCUAAGUCGGCAGCAGAGUGUCGGAGGGGCUGCCAAACCUGCGAAUUGCCAACAAGAUUAUUGUUCGUGCAGCUGCGGAUUGCAAGAGCAUCAACAGCUGUUGCAGCAACAACAGCAGCAGCAGCAGCAUCACAACCCUCCACCUUCCCUCCAGCUACAGGUUCAGCAGCAGCGGCUGCUGAGGAGCAGCCUGCCCAACUGCUGCGUGCGGGGAUCCGGGGAGCUAAGAAGCCAGCAGCCGUCUUUGCUGCAGCAGCGUGACAACGACAGCCUGAGAUCAGGCGAGCAGCGGAAUCUAGCUCAUCACGCCCGUGCGUGGACGCCUGAUAGAUGCCAGGGAGCCAGGAACUCCGUUUCACCGCGGAGUAAAAGCAGCCCGCUGUCCUCUGACAGUCGCCUGUGGCUCGAGGAGAAUAAACACAGACACGAAGGCUGUAAGGUGAAUGCGGAUGCCAACAGGCUGAGCCAUGCUGGAUCGCGGCCUUCCCUGUCCCACGGCGGCCCACAGUAUCCUCAGAUAGCCAUGAACAGCUGCAAGUACAAUGGGGGCAUAGUCAGACCACUCGGCAGUCUGGGGGCGUCCCGGAGGAACCUAGCAGAGCUGGACUCUGAGACACAGCCUUUGCAGACCCUGCACACUUCCGGCCUGGAGGUGGUGGUCUCCAAAGGGAACGGGGAAGACCCUAGUAAGCAGUCCAGCGAGAACCUCGUGAGGCAAAGACCAUGCAGCGCUCCGCAUAAGAAGAACAAGGACAUUGGCUAUAAGCUCGGCCACCGGAGGGCGCUGUUUGAGAAACGCAAGCGCCUUAGCGACUACGCCCUGAUUUUUGGAAUGUUUGGGAUUGUUGUCAUGGUGACGGAGACGGAACUCUCCUGGGGAGUUUAUACAAAGGAAUCCUCAUAUUCAUUUGCACUGAAAUGCCUUAUUAGCCUCUCCACUGUAAUUCUGCUCUGUCUGAUCAUUAUGUACCACGCACGAGAGAUUCAGCUUUUCAUGGUGGACAAUGGAGCAGAUGACUGGCGGAUAGCCAUGACGUACGAGCGUAUCCUCUUCAUCGUUUUGGAGCUGCUGGUGUGUGCCAUCCACCCCAUUCCAGGUCAGUACGUCUUCACCUGGACCGCCCGCCUGGCCUUCACCUACACGCCGUCUGUGGCGGAUGCAGACGUGGACAUCAUCCUCUCCAUCCCCAUGUUCCUGCGGCUGUAUCUGAUUGGCCGGGUCAUGCUCCUGCACAGUAAGCUCUUUACGGACGCCUCGUCACGCAGUAUCGGAGCCCUCAAUAAGAUCAACUUUAACACACGCUUUGUCAUGAAGACUUUGAUGACUAUCUGCCCAGGCACAGUCCUGCUGGUUUUCAGCAUAUCAUCAUGGAUCAUUGCUGCCUGGACUGUGCACGUCUGUGAGAGAUACCAUGAUAAAGUGGAAGUCACCAGUAACUUCUUGGGAGCCAUGUGGCUGAUCUCCAUAACCUUCCUGUCUAUUGGUUAUGGAGACAUGGUGCCUAACACAUACUGUGGGAAGGGAGUGUGUCUCCUUACUGGAAUCAUGGGGGCCGGCUGCACUGCCCUAGUGGUGGCUGUCGUAGCCAGGAAGUUAGAGCUCACCAAGGCUGAAAAGCAUGUCCAUAACUUUAUGAUGGACACUCAACUCUGCAAAAGAGUGAAAAACACGGCUGCUAAUGUACUCAGGGAAACAUGGCUCAUCUACAAACACACAAAGCUUGUGAAGAAGAUUGACCAUGCCAAGGUCCGGAAACAUCAGCGCAAGUUUCUGCAGGCCAUUCACCAACUGCGAAGUGUGAAGAUGGAGCAAAGGAAGCUGAAUGAUCAAGCGAACACGCUGGUGGAUUUAGCAAAGACACAGAAUGUGAUGUACGACCUGGUCUCAGAGCUGCAGGAGCGCAGUGAGGAGCUGGAAAAGCGGAUCGGUCACCUAGAGGCAAAACUGGACUCCAUAAACAGCAGUCUGCAGGCUCUGCCUGGCCUGCUCUCACAAGCCAUACAGCAGCAACAGCACCACCUGCUGGACGGGCUGACCCAGCGCGGAUUCACCCUCACACGACCCUCCUCGCAGACCUCCGAACGCUCCUGGGCGUCCUCCGUGCACCGACGGAGAUCACCCUCUACCGCACCACACACGUCCUCCGAUAGCGGCUAGCACGCUCUCACACACUCGAAACCAUACUCUAAACCUACACACACACUCCUACACACCUCUAUCAUCCACUAACACUGCUAAAUAUACUUUUAGUACUAAAACGUUAACAAGAAUGACAACUUCAACACACUGGAAUAAAAUGUAAUGAAUUAACACAUCAUGGUAGAGAUAUGGUUUAUGUUUAGCCAUUGUAUGGCUGUUUAAAGUUAGCUUUUUUGUAAAGCCCUUGUAUAGUAUGAACUGGAUUCAGACUGCAGGGGGUGGAACGGAUUUAUAUAGAGAGAUAUAGUUUGGAAACUAAAUAAAGAACUGAGUAGGAAGGAAAAAUGCGAAGGAGAGGACGUCACCAGACAGGCAGAGAUUAUAACAUACUAGCAUGCUACUUAUUGGUACUGCUGUAUAUAUUUGUAUACAGUACAGUAUGCACAUUUUCAGGAUGCAUUAAAAUACCCAGCGACAUUUGCCAGAGAACACUGCGUUGUAACUUUUCUUUUUCAGCAUUAUAGUUAGCGGUAGUUUUUAGCAUAAAACAUUUAAGCAUCAAAACAAGAAAAAUGUUACCCAAAAUUGAAUGAACCCUAACGCAGUCCUUGUUUAUUUUAGACCAAAUAAAUGAAUAAAUUGUAUGCUUUGAAAUUUGAAUUAGAAUUUUUUCAUCGGAAUGAUGCAAAACUUCUGUGGAGCAAAAGAGGAAAAUUUGACCCUGGAACAUAAAAGAAGUCAUAAGGGUCAAUUAUUUGAAAUUGAGAUUUAUACAUCAUCUGAAAUCUUCCAUCGAUGUAUGGUUUGUUACGAUAGGACAGUAUUUGGCUUAGAUACAACUAUUUGAAAAUCUGGAAUCUGAGGGUGAAAAAAAAAUCUAAAUCCUGAGAAAGUGGCCUUUAAAGUUGUCCAAAUGAAGUUCUUAGCGAUGCAUAUUACUAAUCAAAAAUUACGUUUUGGUAUAUUUACGGUAGAAAAUUUACAAAAUAUCUUCAUGGAACGUGAUCUUUACUUAAUAUCCUAAUGAUUUUUGGCAUAAAUGAAAAAUCUAUCAUUUUGACCCAUACAAUGUAUUUUUGGCUAUUGCUACAAAUAUACCCGUGCUACUUAAGACUGGAUUUGUGGUCUAGGGUCCCAUUUAUGAUUUUCAAAAGAAAAGCAAAAAAAAAUAUGAAUAUACAGAGCUUUUGGGGGGAUACAAUCUAUAAAUCAUCAAUGGAUUUUAAAUGCCAUUAAACACCUGAUUUUAAUUUGAAAUAAUAUGAAAUAUUUUUUCUAAUAUUUGUAUUACUUUAUAUUGAAAUAAUUGAAUAAUUUAAUGAAUAUUGUCUGAAAUCCCCUCAAAAUGCAAAAUAUUAAGGAAUUAAACAUCUAAUGUUAUAAGAUUGUGUAACAACAACUACACAUUGGUAGAAUACUGCAAAUUCAGUGGAAGAAAAAAUACUGUAUACAGUAUAUACUGCACUGUAUGAAGUAAGUACUAAGCUAGUAUUCUAAUACAUUGAAUAGAGGCUUAUAGAAUUGUUGUUGAAUUAUCCAGCUCAUAGAAGCUGAGAAAGGGCCUUUGGAAGACCAGCAUUCAGAUUUAUUAAUCGUUGCUAGAUACAAAAAUCAAGUCCAAUUCAACUGAUAAAUGUUUCCAUGAGUCACACCACGCUUUUUAUUUAUAUUAUACUGACCACAUUCAAGGUCUAGUAACAAUAUUCAUAGGUGAAAAGCUCUUAAAGGGAUAGUUUACCCAAAAAUUUUCUCAUUAGUUACUCACCCUUUUCAGACUUUUGUUCAUUUUCGGAACUCGAUUGAAAUCUGAAGGCUUUCCGACCCUGCAUAGACAGCAACAGUACUACCACACAGAAGCUGGUGUUAUUUUUUGUUUACUUUGUGGACAUUCUUGGAUAUUCUUGUAGCUUCAUAAUAUUAAGGUUGAACCACUGAUGUGACAUGGACUCUUUUAACGAUGUUCUUACUACAUUUCUGGGCCUUGAAUGUGGUAGUUGCGUUGCUGUCUAUGCAGGGUCAGAAAGCUCUCGGAUUUCAUCAAACGUAUCUUAAUUUGUGUUCUGAAGAUGAAUGAAGUGUUACUGUUUUGGAAUGACAUGAGGGUGAGUAAUUAAUGACAGAAUUUUCAUUUUUGGGUGAACUAUCACUUAAAGUGUUUAACAGGAGCUGCAUAAUAAUAUAUGGCCAAUCAAAACCAAAUAAGAUUCCGGCAGAGCUUCCAGAGGUCCUUAAAGCUCCUUUAGCUCAGGCGAUCUGUAAGACAGCCUGGGGAUGUGAUGGGAAGGAAAUACUGUACACCCCCAUGCAUGUUUCAAUGCAAAUGACAAUGGAGCUGACGGGGAUGGUUUUCUCUUAAUUUUUCCUUUCUUUUCUUUUCUCUUCUCAUUUUUUACAGAGAUUCCUUUUUUAUUAUUUACCUAGAUUUUUAUAGCUUGUAGAGGAUAUACAAAAUGUUACAGCAGAGUGGCAGCAUAGUUGAAAACAUGCAUUCCUUGAUCAAAGACUAGACAAAAAAUUCACCUAAACAAAAUGUAGAAGCAAACAACAGGAGAUGAAUCCCCCAUUCGGAUAUCAUUACCACUUACAUGAAUUUGGUUCCCAGUUCUAGGUUUAGAACGAAAGCAUCAAGAUGUGAUUGUCAUUACGGGUUUGAAAAUCAGCAAACUGCCUUUACUGUGUGUCUUUGGCCUUGUUGACCAAGCUGUAGCGGAUUUACAUAAUGCUGGGCUCCAAUAUAAAGAAAUAAAUGAACA
Molecule: messenger RNA, 6846 nt
Organism: Labeo rohita (rohu)
Lineage: Eukaryota; Metazoa; Chordata; Actinopteri; Cypriniformes; Cyprinidae
Gene: kcnn1b
Product: potassium intermediate/small conductance calcium-activated channel, subfamily N, member 1b
Exons: 10
Coding region: 1619-4111 (830 amino acids)
Biological process (GO): potassium ion transmembrane transport
Cellular component (GO): neuron projection; plasma membrane; neuronal cell body
Molecular function (GO): calmodulin binding; small conductance calcium-activated potassium channel activity
Source: RefSeq, a predicted model, not a curated record